UUGUACCAUAACAUUAAAUGUAUAAGUUUAGGUUGUACCAUAAAGCAAUUUGUACCUUUAUGUUAUGGUACAACUUUACUAUUUGAAGCUGUACCAUCACAUAAAGGUACAAGUUCAAGUUGUACCAUAAAAGAAUUUGUACAAAAAGUAUAGGUACAAUCUGAAGUUGUACCAUAACGUAAACGUACAAUUUUAAGUUGUACCAUAAAGGCAAAAUUCUAUAGCACCGAUACUAUAUAGCAUUGUAAAAUUUCUCAAUGUUGAUUAGUGUAACAUUCCGGAUUUUGCGAACAAGGGCUAGCCUAGCUAGUGUAACCGACUCAGCUCGACUGAAAGGAGAGAAAGAAACUCGAAGAAAGUGAGAGGAGAUGUUAUCAAUAUGCUCGAACAAAUAUCUCUGGUGAGAUGUUCUUUCCUAAACUAAGUAUCGAUUGAUUCCCGCCAAUCGCAAUGAGAGUUCCUGGGUUUGAUUCCCGCCAAUCGCAAUGACGCCUUUCAGUAGCACCUACUGGGCAUAUGGAGGACUUGCCUGCUUGUAGAGGGUCAGGACCACCCUUGAACGUCUACACUGCCUAUUAUGGCUCAGCAGGUCGGAAUUUGACCUGCCUGUAGCGUCACUAAAUUGGCACCCGCAUGUAAGGAUUCUCGUAAGAAAAUAAAUAAAAAUUUUAAAAGCUUUUUACUGACUAAAUUAUUGUUCGUUUUGUGUCCAUCGCACGUUUUUUUUUGUGCGCGUCUUCGAGUGCAUAUCAAGAUAACUUUCUAGGAGAUCAUUCAUCCUUACAUUGUUUCAUAAUGAACAUUUUUAACUUCAGAGUUCUUACAAGAACUAUUUCAUUUCACUUCACAAUGCGUCUUGUUAGUUAAUGUCGGUUUCUUACUUAUAAAUUAUGAAUCUUUCAAGUAUGUUUUCGAUAUGAGAUUUAUCUAACGUGUUAAUAUGCGACCUACGAACUUUCAAAUGCAGGUAAAUUUACAUGUAAAAUUCGUAACAAAAUUGAAAUUAUUAGUUUUUUAGAUUAUUAAUAAAAUCUAGAACACAUUGUAGUUGAUCAAGCUAUAUACCAAAGUUUAGUGACCAUUUCGAAAUUUAACGAGAAAAGGAAAGUUCAAAGUUCAAACGCUUCUGCCUCUGUCUUCUAUGUAUCUUCAGUUCUUCACUGCGAUCACUCGUUUUCCCUUCUUCACUACCUAUCUUCUCGAUUGUCUCCUUCCGCUGCAUCGGCCACCAACGACGAAACCACCUGUAAGUCUCUCUCUCUCUCUCUUUGAUAUAAGUUAUUAGCCUGGAAAUGGCGAAUGAUUACUUCCCCUGCUCCGCUCCUUGAAGCUUCCCUGCGAGAUCCAGAGUUCUAUUUUCAUUCCUUGCUUGUUUCGUCCUCCGAUCCUUGAGUUUUCCUGCUUAGAGACCACCGGACUUCUCAUCCUUCGUUUAAUCGUUUUCAUGCUUUUAACUAUUCCAGUUCUUACGGUUCCAGCCCUCGUUCUUUCUGGUAUUGCAGUUUAGCCCUAAGAAUUUCCUAUUUUACUUGCCUACUCCCCCGAAUGCACCAUGUCUCUGAACUUCCAACUGUUUUGAGCUUCAGUUGUCAAAAAAACUCUGCUCUUUCUUCCACUACAGCUUCUGCUCUACGAAGAUGCGGUCUGGCGGGAUAAGGAGAAUGGCUGGCUCCUCGAGUAGUAUUGACAGUGAUCCGUUUGAAACGAACAAGACACAAAAGCCAAACAGUGUUGAGUAUGCUGCUUCUGCCUCCUGCUCUGCACAUUCUAGCUCCCAGCCCCUGCCAUGGGGAGAGUACGAGGUGUUUCUGAAUUUCAGAGGUCCAGACACUCGUUAUCGGAUCACCGAUAUCCUGUACCGGUUUCUGGUGAACUUGAAAAUCCGCACGUUCAGGGACGAUGAUGAGCUCCGAAAAGGGGGAAGAGAUCUGGCCCAAUCUUGCCGAGGCUAUCGAGCAGUCCAAGGUCUAUGUCCCUAUCUUCUCCGAGAAUUAUGCUGAUAGCAAAUGGUGCCUCAGAGAGCUUGCAGCAAUUGUCGAACGCCAAGGGAGAAACCGGGGCUGCGUCAUUCUCCCCAUUUUCUACAUGGUGGAUCCUAGAGACGUACGACAUCAGAAUGGACCUUACCGGAAUGCAUUUCGACAACACGAGCAGAAUAUUGAUGAAGAGACCAUAAGAAUUUGGAAAGAUGCUCUCAGUAAGGUUGGAGCUCUGAAAGGAUGGCAUGUCAAAAGCAAUGAAGAGCAGGGGGCUAUAGCAGAUCUUGUUACUGGCGUCGUGUGGUCACAUCUAAGUAAGAACAAUAAUGUCUUAGAGAUCGAUAAGUUGAUUGGAAUUGAUGAUCACGUAGAAGCAGUAAAAGAAAGUAUGGCUCUAGACUCUCCAUGUAUGAAAAUCGUUGGCAUUUAUGGUAUGGGUGGUAUUGGCAAGACUACUAUCGCCAAGGCUGUAUAUAACAACGUAUCUGCUCAAUUUGAUCGAUGUAGCUUUGUCGAGAACGUACGAGAAAUGCUAGAAAAAAAGGAUGGUGUCAUCACUUUGCAGAAGCAUAUCGUCUCUAACAUUUUGAUGGUGAACAUUGCUGAAUCCAUUGUCAACAACAGUGAAGGAAUCAGAGCUAUAAGAGAUAGAGUUUCUCGGUUCAAAUUUCUUGUUGUUCUUGAUGACGUGGAUGAGACGUUUGAAUUUGAGAAGAUCUUGGGAAACAUGGAGAAUUUUGUUUCGGGAAGCAGAUUUAUCUUUACGUCUAGAAACAUAAAAGUUUUGAGUAUGUUGGCUGAUGAUAUCAAGUUAUAUAGAGUACAAGAAAUGAGUCAUCAGCACUCACUCCAACUCUUCUGCAACUAUGCAUUCAAAAAGGAUAUUCCUCCAUCAAAUUAUGAGGCUUUGUCCAAUGAUAUCGUAUCGGUUGCAGCAGGACUUCCAUUGACACUUAAAGUUGUGGGUUCACUUUUAUUUCAAGAAGAGGAAGAGAUUUGGAGAGACAAACUGAAGCAGUUAAAAGAGAUUCCAGAGCAGAAGGUUGUAGAUAGGUUAAAGAUAAGCUACGAUACAUUAAAUGAAGAGGCGAAGCGGAUUUUCUUGGACAUUGCUUGUUUCUUUGUUGGAGAGGACAAAGAGAUCGCUUCCUAUAUGUGGAGUGAUCUUGGCUUUUUUCCGACGACUAAUAUUAAUAUCCUUAAUCAAAGGUCUAUGAUCGGAAUUGUGGUUGCAGGUUCUAGAAAAAAACUAAUUUUCCAAAUGCAUGAUCAACUCAGAGAUAUGGGUAGAGAAAUUGUACGCCAAGAAAACAUAAGGCAUCCAUGGAAGACAAGUAGGAUAUGGUCGAAGGAGAAAGCUCUGAACGUGUUACUUAACAAAAAGGGAACAAACCAAGUUGAGGGCAUCAGAAUGCGCUACCAUAAUUUUGAAAUCUUAAAGAACCUAAAUAUGGAGGAGCUUGGAACGAUUUCGAAAGAGUGCUUCAUGAAUUUAUCAGAGUUGAGAUACUUGGACAUAAAUGUUAGUGUGCUCAUUGGCGACUUUGGUGAUUACAUUCCGAAUUUAAGAUGGCUUCGAUUGAGGAAUGGACCUUCCGAUAACUUUAAUGUGGAAAAUUUGGUGAUUCUUGAAGUCUCAAGCUUCUCAUGUACGAGAGUCGACUCGGGAGGCUUGAAGCAAAUCAAGAUGGCGAGCAAGCUCAAAGUUCUGAAGCUUUCUGGUUACUGGCUGAACGAAUUUCCCCAGUUCCCACAUUCUGGGAGCCUUGAGAUAUUAGAACUGGUUGAUUCCUUCCACCAUCCGUUGAUCCGUAAGGACCUGGACAUUGGGAAUUUGUGGAACCUAAAAGAGCUGCGUCUGGGGGAAUGCGGAGUAAGAGAAAUAACGGGCGGAAGAAGUGGGAUGAUGCCAUGGGAGAACCUGAAAGUGCUAUAUCUGGACGAUUGUGAGGUAAGAGAGAUAACAGGCGGAACCCUUGGGACGAUGCCGUUGGAAAACAUGAAGGCGAUGCAUCUUCUUCCAUCAUCUCUAACCUCGCUCUUCGUUAUCAAGUGUCCAAAGCUGGAGUGGCUCCCCAAUCUAGAGAAUCUGGUGAACUUGACUGACUUACAUAUCCAUGGCUGUCCGGUCCUGAAGGAGAUCCUUGGGUCUCCAAGGACUGAAAUCCUUGGAAACUCUGAGCCUGAGUGGUCUGGAAGCUGUGUGCAGCGUGGACGGUCUUGACAGUCUCUACUCUUUGAAAUCCAUACAAAUUAACGCUUGUUCGGCGUUGGAAAGACUCGCCAGCACGGCAUCUUUGAGCCAGAGACUUUGUAUAAGUAUCCGUAACUGCCCUUGUCUCACAGAAAUCCUUGGCCUUGGAGGGCUGCAGCCAUGGGAAACACUUCACCUUCAUGAUGUACUGAGGUUAAGGCGUCUCCAUGGCUUUGAAACUGUCCCGCCUCUGAUCAUGUUAGGAGGUGUAGUUAUACGCAACUGCCCUCUUCUCACAUCACUAGCACAGGAAGAUAGGCCUUUGCAACAGAAUGGCUAAAGGCUCAAAAGCAGAUAUUCGCCUGGGCAUCAAAGCAUUUGGAGUACUUCCAAAGAGAAGGCCUCGUUGUGUCAAGCAAUGUUGUUUCGCGAGCUUAGACGGUGUUCUGAUUUAGGUGGCCGGAGUCGUGUUUCGAAUUGGGAGUCCACAGUGUCCAAUUCAUUCUGACGUUUGAGCAAUUCAAGUUUGGGGAGCAGUCUGCAUCAGACCAUAUGCUGAUCUGUGGUGGAAAUUGGGAAACAGAGUACAGAACAGGGGAAAACAGAGGAAUCCUACCUUGCCGAGAAGGAUUUCGUUGUUGCGAGGGUCAUAGAUUUGGGAUGUAUCAAAGGAAGUGACGCCCCUGCGGAUGGCAUAGUAGAUAAGAGCAAUCACCUCUGAAUCAGGCUUGCAAGGGGCAUAAAUGCAGCCAUUCCCAUGCAACCAAGCCCCUGUGUGCAACCAUUUUUUUACCAGCUCCUCUGUUCCUUCAGCUUCAGGGGAAAACUGGAAAUGGAGAAGGUGAAGAGUUUUGAGGAUGACAUUCUAAAAUGGAUUUUUGAGGGGAAAACAUUUGGAGUACUUCCAAAGAUGAGGCCUUGUUGUGUCAAGCGAUGAUGUUUGGCAAGGGUAGACACUUUUCUGAAGUAGGUGCUGGAUUCGUGUUUCGAAACGGGAGUCCACAGUGUUCAAUUCAUCUGAAGUUUGAGCGAUGCAAGUUUGGGGAACAUUCUGCAUCAGACCAUUUGCUGAUCUGUGGUGGAAUUUGGAAAACAGAGCACAGAACAGGGGAAAACAGAGGAAUCCUACCUUGCCGCAAAGGAUUUCGUUGGUUCAAGGGCCAUAGAGGCAGACAUUCCCAUUUCCCUGGCAAUCACGCCUAUGCGCUGCCCUCAUUUUUUUUUAACUAGCUCCUCUGUUCGUUCAGCUUCAGGAGAAAACUGGAAAUGGAGAAGGUGAAGAGUUUUGAAGUUGGUAUUUUAUAGUGGUAUAGUUGUCGAAUCGAUCUUACUG
This is a messenger RNA of Linum trigynum, 5506 nucleotides long. Lineage: Eukaryota; Viridiplantae; Streptophyta; Magnoliopsida; Malpighiales; Linaceae. The record is from the annotation of a GenBank genome assembly.